UGUCAUUGUUACUUUAUAGGAGAUUUCGACAACUGCCGUUCGUCAUUUGGUGCCAGGCCCUGCUCGUUUUCCUGUUCAAACUCAAUAACGCUGCAGAGGCUACUUUUACCAAGCCCUAAUGUUGUUGUUGGGCGGCCGGUGGCUCGGAUUCCGAAUAUCUCACAUUUGACGUACAUCGUGGAAUAAUCUGAAACUUCUUGACCACCACACUUCUCCUUGUCCGUGUUCCCUUCGCCCCCCCCUCCCCGUUUCCCAAUCCCCGCCCCGGACGAGGCAAUAGCGCACGCACGAAGUGCUGCGCAGUUUUGAGUCGGUCUGAGUUUUGCGCCUGUGUGAUGUCAGGAAAGUCGACGCGAGAGCGAGGAAGAGCGAUUGCCUUAGAGUUCCAGGAUUUGAUGAGCUUGAAAUUGUAAAUCCGGAUCUCGAGAUGAGAGUAGAGGUCGGAGCUAGAGCUGGCCAACCGGAGGCGAUGGUGCUCGCUACGAGGCUGUGGAAGGGAAGAUGUUUGGACGCAACCUCAGGUCUCAUCUUACGAUAGUUGGGAUCAGUCUGCACAUCUAUCUUCUUCAGUCUCUGACCGUGCAAGGUUGGUGUUCUUGGAGCAGCUUUGCAGUAAACGCCCCGGAGCGACUCUUCGAAGUCAGUUUGUUUUUCUGAACUUAGUUCUCGUGCGAACCGAUAUCUAUAAUGUUCGCUAUGGCUAGUGACUCCGGGUUGUCUCAUCCUUUCUCAAUGGAGAGUGCUAUGAACAUGAAGCAUCCUUUCGGGAUUUCUCCGGAAUCUAAGCCUCAUCAAGAGUUGAAACCUCAUAGACAAACUGUUAUGAUCGAGGACAGCAGGAUGGCGAUCGAUACCUCUUCUCCGAAACCUUCCCAGAUUAGAGGUGACAGCGAGACUGUCAGGAAAAAGUUGCGGGAGUCUUUGGUUUCCGCUCUGGAGAUGGUGGUUGGUAAGCAGGUUGUCAAGAGCGUUUUGGGUGUAGGGAAAGACCUCACAGAAGAGGAGAAAGACGAUAAAUCGUCGUUGUCUGGUCAAGUGAAGCGUGAAAAUGAAGAGGACCCUCCGUUGAACAAAGAGAACCAACCCGCUGUUGGUUCUGAGCCACACGGCAUUAGCGCACACGACACGAAGGUCGAUGAUAGUCUGGGAGGUGAUCAGACUGCGAAUGGUGCCUCUUUGCAGAGCACCAGCCCCUCCGUCGUUAGCGAUUCGAAUGUGGAGAUUAACGAGUCUCCAUCGAAGAAAGCGAAGUGUUCCAAGGAGGAUGGGAGUCAGAUAUCGGAGGAAACCAAAGGUGGUCUUCAGUUAAUGGAGCAGGUAAAGCAAGUAGCGUGGGAUAUCGAGGCACAUUUGUUUUCACACAAUGGGGGAGUUAAUAAGAAGUACAAGGAAAAAGCACGGUCUCUUCUGUUCAACUUGAAGGAUAAAAGUAAUCCGGAACUUCGGGCCCGCGUCUUCAGUGGGGAGAUUACCCCACAGAUUUUGGUUAGAAUGACCGGGGAACAGCUUGCCUCCAAGGAGCUCUCACAGUGGAGAACUGCAAAGGCAGAAGCAUUUGCUUCCAUGGUGGUUCUUACUGACGCCGAUGUUGAUCCUCGACGGAUUGUUAAAAAAACUCACAAAGGUGAGUUUCAAGUAAUGAAAGAGGCAGAUCUUUCACCCAGUGUCGAUCCUAUUGAGCCUAACACAUCUUCCUUCCCUACAAUGGUCAAGAAAAGCCAGGAGGAUGGAGGGAAAGCAAACUUGUCCCCGGGUAUUAAUUCUAGAUCGCAAGACUCGAAAAAUAGCCAGAAAAAAUCUCCAUCUUCGAGCACGGACGAAAGACAUGCUGAGAGGAGCUCCGACGGAGGAGCAGCAGUGGAAGGGACGGGCGGGGAGCUACCGACUAUUAUGUCUUUAGACGAGUACAUUGACACCCGGGACGAGGCUCCGUUGCAUAGAUCGGAGUCCAUACACACUAUAUCAGAGGGAAGAAUCGAGAACAAAACGAGCGUCUCGAUGAGAGAAAGCGUGACCUUGAUAACCCCCACAGGAUCACCCUCUCAUAUGCCUGAAAGCAACAUUCAUAAGAACAACAAGAGCCCAACCGUCAGGAACGCCGAUAUCGCUUCAAGCACAGUUAUUUUGUCUAAGAAAAGAGACAGGGAAAGCUCAGGCCUUGUGUGGGAAGGUAGCGUGCAGUUGUCAGCCACCCGGUUUGCUCCUGUCGAUGGAAUCUUCAAAAGUGGUGAGAGACUGGAGUUGAAAGAUUGGCCGAAGUCUGUGGAGAUCAAGGGUAGAGUUCGACUUGGGGCUCUUGAUAAGUUUUUGCAAGAUCUUCAACUGUCGCGCUCCCGAACGGUCACGGUUAUGUCGCUAUGUCCAUCUGAUCGUCAGGGCGCUGAUUUGAAGCAAGUUCGAGCCUACUUGAGAGAGAUGGCAGAUCAGUACCGCAUGGGAGACAGAGCAGGAUUUGUGGAGCCGGCACCAGGGUUCGAGCUGUAUCUGCUGGCCCCAGGAUGUGCUUCUCUCGAUGUUUUGGGUGACCUACCGUCUUCCACCAGUCCGAACGUGGAGAGGGAUGACGAAGUCUUAGUUGGUGUGGUGGUGUGGCGUAGAAACCAGUCUCAAGGAGUACCAUCCGCUAGGGGACCUGACCAACAAAUUGGUAGUUUAAAGAAAGUAUCGAUGUCAAAUCAGGUCUCUGAGUCUCCCACUAAAGUUAAUACCACACCCAUGCACUGGACAGAGAUUCCAAGUUCAGGGGGAGCGUUGCCUACAUCUCUUAAGACAGCAUCUGCUCAUGUUAAUGUAAGUGGAAAUUCAUCAAUGCAUUCUACUCAGUCUCGUGGUGACACCUCCGCUCUACGUGAUCCCUCGCUGCGUAGGGAGUGGCCUCCGGCAAGUGGUCUUCAACUUUCACCUAUAGGGGUCCCUGCGACUAGGGUCACUGAAAACGGUCACGGUGCCAUGACAGAUUCUCUAUAUCUACCUCAUCAGUCAGUUGAACUAGAAGAUGUCCCCCCAGGGUUUCUACCAAGACCCUUGACAACCUUCCCCCAGGGCAGACCCGCCGGUGCUAACACAGAUUCGAAGGAACGCGUGCCGGUUAUACAACCUCCUUAUGUGGGUGGUGUUCCCGGUCCUUCUUCUCUUUUGCCCGAUAGAGGUCGGGAGACCACCGAAGCUCCCCCAGGGUUUUGGCCCAGAUCACAAGUGAAAGGGCUUCCUGUUAUCAGUCAGAGAAUCCACACUUCUUCUCUCGAUGAUGAUGACGAUGAUCUUCCGGAAUUCAAUUUCGAAGCUGAAGGAGUCAUGGCGCCACAGAUCACUACGAAUGUCUUGCCUAACCAAUCGCAGUUUCUAUCUUCUCAAAAUCCUAGUGCUCCCCCUUCUCAGACUCCCUUGCACCUGGCUAAUUUGCACGUUAGCGAAUCUGUUAGGUUUCAGAGUCACAUAAAUACCCUUCCUUCUCCCAUGGAGUUCCAGUCUGUUCCUCCCGGGCUACCUCCGUCCAGACACAUGCCACUUCAAGAAGAGUCAUUUGUCCCCAGACCUUCUCUCCACCAUGGUCCUAUUCUUGAUGGAUGGAAGAGCAGUGAUAUCAGAAGUAGAGAGAGCGUGCAGCAGACUGUGCACCACGAAGUCGCCAGACCUUUGGCAGUACAGAAUUCAGAUUCCAGGAACCUGUCGUUGAGAGGUGCUAGGGACGAGUUGGUACAUAGAGAAGAAGAGUUCCGCCAUUAUGGCCAUGAUUCGCAGCAGAGGGGACUGAACUCCAGUCAUGAGCAACAGAGAAGUUUUGGUGCAGCAACUCCUGGACCGCUUGGUGUCAAGACCGCCGUUAGAACGUAUUUUGGCACCGGAGUACGGGAAACUUUGACGCCGGCUUCUAGAAACGAUCUGCCUGAGUGGUGUCCCCCUUCUGUCUCCAAUGUGCAACCUGUCCAGCGUGCUUCUAUUUCAUCCCCUCUGAGUUACGAUUCAGCGUUGCAUAUUCGGCAGCAGCCACCUCCGCCUGUUCACAUGGGUGUGCAACAACAUACUGUUUCGAAGAGCACCGUUGUUCCCAACUGGGUGAGGGGUCCUGCCCCUCAACAACCAGAAACUCGCUAUGACUACAGCAGGCAGGUCUCAGCCGGCAUCACUGCAUCCAAGUGGCAGCUUAACUCUUCACAGAUUCAUCAUAACAGCAGGUCUUUACAUCCUUCUAGAAAGAUGGAGACUCGGGAAAAGGAGCGCGUCAUUGAACAUAGCGUGAAAGAUUCUGAUAGAAGGCGCGGAGGUAGGGAUCGGAGUCGAGUGAGAGAACGCAGCAGGGAGAGGAGUAUGAGUCCAACUCCCGAAAGAGAGAGGGAAAAAGCCUUUGAGAGGCGGCAAAGUAGGAGCCCUACUCCUCUCAAAGAACGAAGUCCCCAAAGUAAGGAAUCGAGAAACGAUUACCUCAGCGAUCAGAAAGAAGUCAAGGCUCCCAAAAGGGAGAGGGAGCGAGAUCAGUAAGAUCGGGAGAUACAUGUCGGUAGGUAUGGUAGUAAUGAUCUGUGUAAAGUAUGAUGAUGUAAAUUUAAUCUAGUUAGGAUCAUAUAUUAUUACAUCACUCUAAAUUAGACUAGCAGGUGGAUUCCAGCCGGUGUAGAGUGCCUUAGGAUAGAAUAGUUGGCAGAAGGAGGAGAAGAUUCUGUCAUUGUACUCACUGACCCAUGUGCAGGGUCUGAGACCUUGAUUUACAAAGUUCUGUUCGUGCAAUGAUAUGUAACCUCCCAAACAUUCGUUCUCUGU
Molecule: messenger RNA, 4758 nt
Organism: Marchantia polymorpha subsp. ruderalis
Lineage: Eukaryota; Viridiplantae; Streptophyta; Marchantiopsida; Marchantiales; Marchantiaceae
Source: the annotation of a GenBank genome assembly